GGCCGGCUGGGGUCAGCUCGCUCUCAUCAGUGGGAGGAAAGCCGUGUCGAGGGAGGAGCUCCCUCGUCACUAGCUGAGUGAGUCUGUCUGCCUCUGCCUGCCCUGCUUGGCUGCUCCCAGUGCACCCGGCCACCCGCUGCUGCCUUCCAUGGUUUUGACAGCACUGAAUUUUUACCUUAACAACAGCAUGCUCUUGACCACCACUAUGAGCACCAACUUUAUUGUUGACAUUCCCAGAUGUGUCUUCUCCUCAAAAUUUUCUCCAACCAGAGUCAGAAUAGCCGUUGCCCAAGUUCCUGACUCAGCUACAUUGCCAGGUGUGACAGAUACUGAAGAGAUUGAAAAUCUCCACAAAACACCUCAGGCCACUGUAUAUUUUGCCGAUGAAUUCAGGAGUGUCUCAUGUAGAGUGGCCAGAGAUCUUCUGGUAAUGGACAUGGAUGACAGUCAGUAUGAGCUAAUCACAGUUAUAGGCUACCAGGUGGGAGCGGAAUUUUGCCAUCAAACUAAAGGCCCCUUCUGCAAUCAAGUCCUCAAACCUUCCACGUUUUAUAGGGUGAAUUACUUUAUUUUGGAUGAUAAGUCUGCUAUAAGAGCUCAUACAGAUUGGUCACCAGCAAUACAGACCCGAAAUGUGACAAAUUAUGAGGCAGCUGACGCGGCAUUUGAAGGGCGAGCUGGAGGAAUGAUAGUAAUCACCAUUCUAGUCUCAGUUGGUGGGUUUGUUUUAGUGGUUGCCUUAAUUGUAGCAGUAGCUCUUUCAAAUAAGAAAUAAAAAAUCAAGCAAGUCAACAUUACAUGAAUCAGCAGUAACUACAGAAAUUAAUGAAAUGUGGGAAUUUUACACUUCAAGAAUCAACAUGUACUUCAAAUAAAAUUGCAUGUAUAUAACCUGUC
Messenger RNA from Hemicordylus capensis (graceful crag lizard), 897 nucleotides. RefSeq lists its product as uncharacterized. NCBI's taxonomy places the organism in Eukaryota, Metazoa, Chordata, Lepidosauria, Squamata, Cordylidae. The transcript is spliced from 5 exons. The record is from RefSeq and is a predicted model, not a curated record. Bases 149 to 775 code for a protein of 208 amino acids.